GCGGCGGCGGCGCAGGAACCGAGGCCCCGGGCGCCGGGGACACGGGCCGCGCCCGCAUCUGUCACAGAGGCCGCGGCCGGGCGCGCGGCCGGGCGGGCGGCGACAGGGGCACCUGAGCGCUGCCCCGCGCGACCCCCGAGCGCACGCGCGACAUGAGACCAUGGACAGCAGGACGCGGGAAAACCCAGAGAGAACCUUUGACUUGGUGCUGAAGGUGAAAUGCCACGCCUCCGAAGAUGAAGAUCCGGUGGUUUUGUGGAAAUUCCCAGAGGACUUUGGAGACCAGGAAGUGCUGCGGGGUGUGCCGAAGUUCUGCUUCCCCUUCGACGUGGAAAGAGUGUCUCAGAAUCAGGUCGGACAGCACUUCACCUUCGUGCUGACGGACAUCGACAGCAAGCAGAGGUUCGGGUUCUGCAGGCUCACCUCCGGGGGCAGGACUUGCCUGUGCAUCCUCAGUUACCUGCCAUGGUUUGAAGUAUAUUACAAACUUCUGAACACUCUGGCAGAUUACUUGGCUAAGGAACAGGAAAAUGACUUGAAUGUAACUCUCAGAGCGCUCUAUGACCACCCCGUGCCAAAGGCAAACAGCCCCGUCAAUCUGAGUGUGCACUCCUGCUUCAUCGCCCCCGACCUCGCCGGACUCCCCACCAUCCCCGAGAGUAGGAACCUCACGGAGUACUUCGUGGCCGUGGACGCGAACAACAUGCUGCAGCUGUACGCCAGCAUGCUGCACGAGCGGCGCAUCAUCGUCACCUGCAGCAAGCUGAGCACGCUGACCGCCUGCCUGCACGGAUCGGCCGCCCUGCUCUUCCCCAUGUUCUGGCAGCACAUCUACAUCCCCGUGCUGCCGCCGCACCUGCUGGACUACUGCUGCGCUCCAAUGCCCUACCUGAUCGGAAUCCACUCCAGCCUCAUAGAGAGAGUGAAAAAUAAAUCACUGGAGGAUGUGGUUAUGUUAAAUGUUGACACAAACACUUUAGAAUCACCAUUUAAUGACUUGAUCAACCUCCCGAGUGACGUGGUCUCGGCCCUCAAACACAAGCUGAAGAAGCAGUCCACGGCGACAGGGGACGGUGUGGCCCGGGCCUUCCUCCGGGCACAGGCUGCUCUGUUCGGGUCCUACCGGGACGCGCUGAGAUACAAACCCGGCGAGCCCGUGACUUUCUGCGAGGAGAGCUUUGUGAAGCACCGCUCGGGCCCCAUGAAGCAGUUCCUGGAGACCGCGGUCAACCUCCAGCUGUUCAAGCAGUUCAUCGACGGGCGGCUGGCAAAGCUGAACUCCGGGAGGGGCUUCUCCGACGUCUUCGAGGAAGAGAUCACGUCCGGGGGCUUCUGUGGCGGGAGCCCGAGGUCCUACCAGCAGUGGGUGCACACGGUCAAGAAAGGCGGCGCCCUGUUCAACUCGGCGAUGACCAGAGCCACUCCCGCCGUCCGGACGGCGUAUAAAUUCGCGAAAAGCCAGGCGAAGCAGGGCAUCCGCGAGGUGAAGAGCAAGCUGAAGCACAAGGAGAGCGAGGACGGCUUCGGGACCUGCUCCGGCUGCGUGCAGUACACGCCGGUGUACAUCCCGCACGGCGAGAAGGCGGCCAGCCCGGAGAAGCGCAGGCUCACCCAGACACGCGUGAGGAGGACCCGCAAGAGCCUCGACGGCCCCGUGUAUGACGACGCGGAUGCAGACUCGGACCGCACCAGCAAGCUGUCGUCCGAGGACGGCGAGGAAGCGCCCGCGGACUUCUACGAGAGCGACGACUCGGCGGAGACGGGCGUGCAGACGGCCUGCUCGGGGGAGAUGGACCUGCUGGGGGAGAUCCUGGACACGCUGAGCACGCACAGCUCCGACCAGGGGAAGCUGGCGGCCGCCAAGAGCCUGGACUUCUUCCGGUCCAUGGACAACCUGGACUACAAGGCCACGAGCAAACCCAGCGUCCCGAGCGAGAACAGCCUGGCCCUGCUCGACGGGGGGUCCGGGGACCAGACCCAGUGGCACCUGGGGCAGGACGACAGCGCCCUGCGCGGCAAGCACCUGCCUCCCUCCCCGAGGAAGCGCGUGUCCUCCGGCGGCGCGAGACAGUCGCUGCUCAGCCUGGCGGAGGACAGCAGGGCCGGGCUGCCCCCCGAGACCCCCGAGGGCUGUCGUGUGGCGGCGGCAGGACCGGCGGAGCCCCCUGCAGAACCGGACUCCCGGCGGGCUCCUCCCGCCGCCGCGUCCCCCACCGGGGAGGGGGCACCGGAAGACACGGAAACACUACGCCGGACCUCAGGGGACCUGCCGGUGCCCGACCUCGGGCGACGCCCGUCCACGUCCGUCCCUUGGGAAAAGGGAGGGAGCGAGGCCGAGGAGCCCGCGGAGGGCGCCGGGCUGCUCCGUGAGGUCGUGCCUUUGUGCCGCAGGAACUCCCCCUUCCGACCGGACUUGCCCUGCUCGGAGGAGAGCCCAAGUGGGAACCAAGCCUAAGGCGACGGCGAAGGGUCGGCCCCUUGCAUCCAAGCUCCUGGGGGGACGCCCUAGGGCUCCCCGUGAUCGGCACAGCAAACUGCUAUUUGUAGGGACGACAGCUCUGGCUGCCGUCCAGCACCUACCCACCUUCCGCUGGAGCGAUCGCAUGGGUCCCGCGGGCAUAUACACUGCUCGCUGGUUU
Messenger RNA from Phyllostomus discolor (pale spear-nosed bat), 2639 nucleotides. It is a transcript of the gene DENND1B, whose product is annotated as DENN domain containing 1B. Gene Ontology annotation, biological process: T cell receptor signaling pathway; endocytic recycling; endocytosis. Bases 161 to 2455 code for a protein of 764 amino acids. The transcript has 22 exons. The record is from RefSeq and is a predicted model, not a curated record. Gene Ontology annotation, cellular component: cytosol; intracellular membrane-bounded organelle; nuclear speck. Lineage: Eukaryota; Metazoa; Chordata; Mammalia; Chiroptera; Phyllostomidae. Gene Ontology annotation, molecular function: phosphatidylinositol phosphate binding; guanyl-nucleotide exchange factor activity.